UCCCUUUAGGAUGAUUUCCAGCAUGCAGCCUCAGAAACCAACUGGGAAUCAGUCACAAGCUCUGUCUCAGGGGUCUCAUAUCCCUCUCCAUCAGUGACUGACCCUACGCUCACAGCAGAGGCCCUGGAUCAGACUAUUGCUGCAUUUGACACUGUGGAAGAUCUGCUUAAACUCAAUCCAGACUCCUGGAAAGAGGAUCUCGAGAAUUUGUACACAGAAAGUGGCCACCAUUAUCGAGGCAGGAGCUACCAUGAUAGGAAGUCCAAAGUUGACCUGGACAGGUUGAAUGACGAUGUGAAGCGCUACAGCUGCACUCCGAGAAACUACUCUGUCAAUUUAAGGGAAGAGCUGAAGCUGACAAAUGCUGUUUUCUUCCCUCGCUGCCUCCUUGUCCAGCGCUGUGGAGGAAAUUGUGGCUGUGGGACUUCAAAUUGGAAAUCCUGCACGUGUGUGUCUGGGAAAACAGUGAAAAAAUAUCAUGAGGUGCUGAAAUUUGUCCCGGAGGCUGAGCAUCCCCGAAAGAAAGGCAAAGCAAGAAAGAACAUGGCUUUAGUAGAUAUACAGUUGGAUCAUCAUGAUCGUUGUGAUUGUAUCUGCAGUUCAAGACCACCCCGAUAAAAAAAAAAAAAGAAAAAGAAAAAACAUAAGACCCACUAAUUGCAGCUUACCAGACAUUUACUUUUAAGCAGGAUUGCUCUGAGGACCUUUAGUCGCUAAUCAUUUGAACUUUGCUACUAGCCUGCCUUUGCAAUUAGAAGAAAUGAUUGCUGUGUUUCAGCAUAGCUGGGCUGAUUAGUGCCAUGGCAGCUAAAGAGGCAUAUCAUACAUUUAUACAUCAGCAUCCAGGAAUUACUGUCACUAUAGCUAGAGUCUGAGGGUUGAGAUUUUCAAAGGUCACUUACCUUUUUAGGUGCACAAGGCCCACAUUUGUUGUGUAAGCUGGCAGUGAAAGAGCAUUUGUUGUGUUUCUGCAAAUGUCUCACCGUUUCCUAUACUCAAAUUCUGCUGCCAUUUCUACCUUUUGAACUCUCCUGUCAGUAGAAUUUUGUGGGUAUAAAUGAAAGGAGAAUUUGAGCCCAUGCAAUUGUAAAAUGGUUAAUCCAGCUAUGAAAAUGAACUUGCCAGCAUCCCUUCUCAGAAGAGUGCUGUGCAAUGAGAAAAAUCCUUUAUUACAUGAAAUAAAACACCAGGAGAGUCAAAUCUCACUAUCUGUCCUCAAGCAGAUCUUGUGCCAAAAUUAGUAAAUGCUUUGCAUAAGCUGGGACAAUGGUGGUGGUAGGGGGUACAGGGUCACCUUUGCCACAGUGACUCUACAGGAACCAUCAUCCGUAUCUUUCUGCAAGCAUGGUGAGAUGGGGCCUUCCAGGUUCCCUGUGGGCUGGGGCUGGUUCUGAUCUCUGCCCAGUCCCCAAUUUGCCAUAGCUGGAGAAGUGCCACGUCUCCCUAAGCAGGCAAUGAAGAUAGGGCACUUGUUUGUUGAAAAUAUUGAUUUGUGUUGUAGUUGUGUUACUGGGAAACUAAACUGUGCUUGAGAUUUAAUUAUCGUUACUUGGUUUGGGGUUCGUUUGUUUGUUUGUUUUAAAUAUGGAUUAUUAUAACUUUGUCAUAUAUCCAUUAAUCUUAGUUAUCUGAGGCUUGUUGUUUCACUUCAGCUACGUGUAUUGCCAUGGUUAAACUGUUAACAGUGAAUUUCUUUUAGAUUGCAUUUUGCUGAGGCGUAUUAACUCAUUAAGCAAUGUCUGUCUGUCAUGGAAAAUGUGCAUCAUUUAUUCACGAGCACAAGAAUAUUAUAAACACCACCUCAGAAUAAAAUAAGCACUGUAAAAGCUACGACAUAGCUUCCUAUGCCUUUUUAAAUAUUAUGAAAGUGCUCUCCAUGAGAAAGGAAAAAAACAUCCUUCAGGCUAGCUUUAAGGCUAUAAAAUGCUGCUCCAGAAACUGUUCAGAGUAAAACACAGGCAGAUUGAAGUUUAUGGAAGAACUGGAGUUUUUAUCAUGAAUGUAGCAGAAAGAAUGGGGUGGCAUGUUUAAUGGUUGAGGUUUUAUAUUUAACAGCAGAUACAGACUGCAGCGGUUCAUCUUGUUCAUGUUGCCUCUUGGGUUUCUGCCUUUCUGAAAGAGCCAAGUAGUUUGACAUUAGUGGAAACUGGCAUGUGCUAUAGUAUAAUACUGAGAUUCUUUAAGCCAGUAUGUUUUAGUAAUAUACGGUUUUGUUAUAGAAGUGCAGUAAUGUUCUAACAGCCUCUUUAUCAGCUCAAGUAUUUUAUAAGUGCUCUUUUAUAAUUUUAACAAACUUUACUGAAAUGUCCCUUAGAAAUGCUGUGUUGCUUUCCUUCUUGUAUUUUAACAUUUAAGAUUCAAAAUGUGUGGGUUUUUUUUUAUUAUGAUUAUUUAUAUUAAUUUUUCCUCUCUGGCUCCCAGAUGUCUAUUUAAAAAUGUUCCCAAAUGCUGAGUUGGGAAGUGAUUCAUCAUUUUUCAAAGCAAUUCACUUUAAAAGAACAACACUGUAACCAAAGAUUGCCAGCUUCAUUUCUUAUUUCAGAACUGCUUAAAAAAGACUUCAUUCUUUUUCUGUCUCUAGCUUUAUAACAGGAAUGACCCAGCCCUUCCAUAAUUUUCAGCUAAUUUGGGAAGAAUAUUGCAUGUGAGAUCUUGACAGUACUGAUUGUUUUUGAGACUGCGCACUCUCCCUAGCGUAUAUUUCUGACUGCGUUGUACUGCAAGUAUGCCGAAGCACUCCAGCCUGAUAGCAUCAGUGGUAGGAAGCAACUGCCUCAUGCCUUUGUGCUCUGAGUGGUCCUGUAAUUCUGACCUCUCAAAGGAAGAUGCGAAUCAGGCAUCCUCUGUGCAUGGCAUUCCCUACACAUCUCUACUUGUUUGCCCAGUCUGCAUCCCAAACAGCUCUGUCCUGGGGGGUAUUCACACUAAGUCACCUCAGUGGGCAGCAGGGAGAAAGAUGGUCCUUCCCAAGCGUGCCUUAGUUUGAAAUCACACAGUGUGGGAGUUUACUCUCUUUUCACCAUGUAAGAAAGAGACUAGAAAUCUGAUUUGGGCAUCUUAAGGGAGAUAGAACCAAGGCAAAUGGUGUGAAACACGGAAAACGCUGUACAGCCAAUAAUUUGGCUAACUGAAUUUGAUGCAGGCAGCAGUGGAUGCUAGGAUCCAGCAGGAAAAUUCAGCUGUAAAAGAUAUUGCUAUGAUAGGGAUUACCCUCUUAAUGUUUAGUUUCUUGAAAGUACACUCAACUGGUCACAAAAUUUGAAGCAUUUCCAAACUUCUCAGCCACAUGCUAUGCUGACCCCGGCGAAAUCAAGUACCAGCCAAACUUUUCCUUUUUUAUUUAUUAGCAGAAAUUGUCAAGAUGUUUUUCCACACCUUUAUUUCUUUUGUCUGUGUAAUAAUUGCUAUGCUCUUUACAUAUUGUUUUAAUUUAAAAAACAGUGCUAUUAAAAAAUAUAUAAUUUUUAUUGGUGGAAUUGGAACCCUCUAAGAUAAAUACAUUUUCUAAAGAAAUAAUUUCAAAGCCACUCGCUAGCUUUUUAUUUAGUGUAUUCUUCUGGGACAGAGCCUACUUUCUCAAGUGCAAUCUCUUCUUUUUUUUUUUUUUUUGUUAUCUCAGUUAAAUGCAGCUCUUGUAGCAUUAUUUUUUACCUUAUGCAGUAUGUAAUGUGUCUUAUCUUGAUGAAAAAAAAAUAAAUACUGCUUUUGAAAUAA
Meleagris gallopavo (turkey) is the source of this 3714-nucleotide messenger RNA. Lineage: Eukaryota; Metazoa; Chordata; Aves; Galliformes; Phasianidae. The record is from RefSeq and is a predicted model, not a curated record.